UGUGUGCAAGUAGGGUUAUUUUUUUUUGUUUUGUUAGAAUGUAUAAUUCAUGAAAUUACAAAGAUGCCUACCCUUGAUUGACAACUCCAAAGUUGAUUGGCUCCCUUGUUAAAGGUUCCAUACUUUGCUGCCCCCUAUCUGCCACUUAAUGGUACUAUCACCAGGCAUUGAAGAGAAUGAAGUGGUGAACUGCAUACACAUGUCUCUUAAUUUAGCCUUCAUCCAUUUCCUCAUGCGUUUCCAUCACUCACAAUCCUCAGACUCUGGGAAAAGGUCUCUAAUGUUUGAAGUGCACACAAGCUAGAGUGUGACAUUUUAAUGCUAACAGGAUGUAUGUGUUCUUUUGAAGAGCUUUUGACUCCAGAUUACUAAUAGGAUUCAGUCGGUACUCUUUUGCCCAUCCCAACAGCUUAACAAGUAAGAGAAAUUGUUGAUUGUUCUACAUCCAUGUUAAGAUGCUACCACAUUUUUUGAAAUUAAGGGACUUAAGGCUGCCCAUAGUAAGAGUAUGUAAUUGUAAGAAACAUUGCAGGAGUCUUAAUACUAUCUAGACAGUGUAUGCCCAAUGUUUGGCUUUUAAUCAAGAUUUUGAUUUUAUUUUAGGUUAAAGUCAAAUCUAAUCAUUCUAUUAUUGAGUCACUUCUUUUUCCCCUCCAAGUUAUUAGUUCUUUUUUUUUUCCAUCAUUGACCUAAGACUUCCCACUUCUGACCGUAGAUGCCUGAGUUUUGUUCAAGUGGCAAACCAAUGCAGGGCGACUGGCAAGAAUAAAAAAGUAUGUUGUCGGUCUGAUUAUCAAGACGUCAUCAGAUGCAGCAACUGUUGAGAAAGAGAAGGUAUACAUUGGAAAGCUAAACAUGAUCCUGGUGCAGAUCCUGAAGCAGGAGUGGCCUAAGCACUGGCCAACCUUCAUCAGCGACAUUGUGGGUGCAAGCCGCACCAGCGAGAGCCUGUGCCAGAACAACAUGGUUAUCCUGAAACUGCUGAGCGAGGAGGUGUUUGACUUUUCCAGCGGCCAAAUGACCCAGGUCAAAGCCAAGCAUCUAAAAGACAGCAUGUGCAAUGAAUUCUCCCAGAUUUUCCAGCUCUGCCAGUUUGUCAUGGAAAACUCCCAGAAUGCCCCUCUGGUCCACGCCACAUUAGAAACACUGCUUCGGUUUCUCAAUUGGAUCCCCCUGGGCUACAUAUUUGAAACCAAGCUCAUCAGCACCCUCGUAUAUAAGUUUCUAAACGUGCCCAUGUUCCGAAACGUGACGCUGAAGUGCCUGACCGAGAUUGCCGGAGUGAGUGUGAGCCAGUAUGAGGAGCAGUUUGUCACGCUGUUUACGCUCACCAUGAUGCAACUCAAACAGAUGCUUCCUCUGAACACCAACAUCCGCCUGGCUUACGCCAACGGCAAGGACGACGAGCAGAACUUCAUCCAGAACCUGAGCCUGUUCCUCUGCACCUUCCUCAAGGAGCACGGCCAGCUCAUCGAGAAGCGCCUCAACCUGCGGGAGACCCUGAUGGAGGCACUGCACUACAUGCUGCUGGUCUCUGAGGUGGAGGAGACGGAGAUCUUCAAGAUCUGCCUGGAGUACUGGAACCACCUGGCGUCCGAGCUGUACCGCGAGAGCCCCUUCUCCACCUCUACCUCGCCACUCCUGUCUGGCAGCCAGCACUUCGACGUGCCCCCGAGGAGGCAGCUCUACCUACCUGUCCUCUCCAAGGUGCGUUUGCUGAUGGUGAGCCGCAUGGCCAAGCCCGAGGAGGUGCUGGUGGUGGAGAAUGACCAGGGCGAGGUGGUGCGCGAGUUCAUGAAGGACACCGAUUCCAUCAACCUCUACAAGAACAUGAGGGAGACGCUGGUCUACCUGACUCACUUGGACUACGCUGACACUGAACGCAUCAUGACAGAGAAGCUUCACAACCAGGUGAACGGGACGGAGUGGUCCUGGAAGAACCUGAACACGCUGUGUUGGGCCAUCGGCUCCAUCAGUGGGGCCAUGCACGAGGAGGACGAGAAGAGGUUCCUGGUCACAGUCAUCAAGGACCUCCUGGGCCUGUGUGAGCAGAAGAGGGGGAAGGACAACAAGGCCAUCAUCGCCUCCAACAUCAUGUACAUCGUGGGCCAGUACCCACGAUUCCUGCGCGCCCACUGGAAGUUUCUCAAGACUGUCGUCAACAAGCUCUUUGAGUUCAUGCACGAAACCCACGAUGGCGUGCAGGACAUGGCCUGCGACACGUUCAUCAAGAUCGCCCAGAAAUGCCGGCGACAUUUUGUCCAGGUGCAGGUGGGUGAGGUGAUGCCCUUCAUCGACGAGAUCCUCAACAACAUCAACACAAUCAUCUGUGACCUUCAGCCGCAGCAGGUGCACACGUUCUACGAGGCGGUGGGCUACAUGAUCAGCGCGAGUAACGACCAAGCCACACAGGAGCACCUGAUAGAGAAGUACAUGCUCCUACCCAACCAGGUGUGGGACAGCAUCAUCCAGCAGGCAACCAAGAACGUGGACAUCUUGAAGGACCCGGAGACGGUAAAGCAGCUGGGCAGCAUCCUGAAGACCAACGUGCGGGCCUGCAAGGCCGUGGGCCACCCCUUCGUCAUCCAGCUGGGGCGUAUCUACCUGGACAUGCUCAACGUCUACAAGUGCCUGAGCGAGAAUAUCUCCGCUGCCAUUCAGACCAAUGGUGAGAUGGUGACGAAGCAGCCUUUGAUCAGGAGUAUGAGGACGGUGAAGCGGGAGACGCUAAAGCUGAUCUCCGGCUGGGUCAGCCGCUCCAAUGACCCCCAGAUGGUGGGGGAGAAUUUUGUUCCUCCGCUUCUGGAUGCCGUGCUCAUCGAUUACCAGCGGAAUGUUCCGGCCGCCAGGGAGCCCGAAGUGCUCAGCACGAUGGCAACCAUCGUAAAUAAACUUGGCGGGCACAUCACCACAGAAAUCCCACAGAUUUUUGAUGCUGUCUUCGAGUGCACUCUGAACAUGAUCAACAAGGACUUUGAGGAGUACCCCGAGCACAGGACGCACUUCUUCUACCUGCUCCAGGCGGUCAACUCCCACUGCUUCCCAGCAUUCCUGGCCAUCCCCCCGGCCCAGUUCAAACUGGUGCUGGACUCAAUCAUCUGGGCCUUCAAGCACACCAUGAGGAAUGUGGCUGACACAGGUCUGCAGAUCCUGUACACGCUGCUGCAGAACGUGGCGCAGGAGGAGGCUGCAGCCCAGAGCUUCUACCAGACCUACUUCUGCGACAUCCUCCAGCACAUAUUUUCAGUUGUCACAGAUACGUCGCAUACUGCUGGUUUGACGAUGCACGCCUCCAUCCUGGCCUACAUGUUCAACCUGGUGGAGGAGGGCAAGAUCAACACGACCCUGAACCCCUCCAGCCCAGUCAACAACCAGGUCUUCAUCCAGGAGUACGUGGCCAACCUGCUCAAGACUGCCUUCCCCCACCUGCAAGAUGCCCAGGUGAAGGUGUUUGUAACAGGCCUCUUCAGCUUGAACCAGGACAUCCCCGCCUUCAAGGAGCAUUUGAGGGACUUCCUGGUGCAGAUUAAGGAGUUUGCAGGUGAGGAUACCACAGACCUGUUCCUGGAGGAGCGGGAGGCGUCUCUCAGACAGGCCCAGGAGGAGAAGCACAAGCUUCAGAUGUCUGUGCCCGGCAUCCUGAACCCCCACGAGAUCCCCGAGGAGAUGUGUGACUGAGCCCUCCCCCUCUCACUCACUCACUCACACACACACACACACACACACACACACACACACACAUCACAGUUUCACUCACACAUACACCUACACACCUACACAUGUACAUAAGGACACAAAUGAAAAACUAAAAUACACACAACUGAGAGUGCUAUGGCGGCACACCUUCCCUGGGCAGUGUGAGUGAGUGUGUGUAUGUGCGUACAUGCUCUUUGAUGAUUGUUUGUGUGUGUGUGUGUGUGUGUGUGUGUGUGUAUGCGUGUCGUUAAUCUGUCUUGUGGAGAGGUAAGGUCAGCACUCUGGUGGUUGUCGACCAAAACAAUGCCAAUAUGUAAAUGCUACUCACCCAGUGGCCCUUUUUACAUAGUAUGCGUUUUAUAUGGAGACCUCUGUGUAAUAUCUUUGCAUUGUUCAUUCAAGCAUACAGUUGGACACACCUGAACUAUGAGCUGCAUGAGGUUGUAAGAAUUAGACAUUUUAAACUUUUUGGUUUUGUUUGGAUUUGUUUGCCGUAACAGCUCACUGCCCCCACCUUAUUUGUAUUUGUGACGUAUGGCAGCAGGACAUCCCUUGUUUUUUUGUUUUUUUGUUUUCGUUUUGUUUUCUUUUCUUUAGCGCAAAACAAAAACUGUCUCCGGUGUCAUCUGCAGAAAUUCCCCCCUCAGUCCCAAGAUGUUGCCCACAGGAAGUGAUGUCAGUAUUUUUGAAGGGAGCGCGAAUAAGCCCUGUGCUGUGUGCCCUCCGUAGCUGCUGGUGGCAAGAGAAUGUGAUUAUGAAUGGUCUGGAAGAUGCUUCUUCUUCUUUGCCCUCACACCAUGCUCCCCCUCUUCUCCCCUCUUUUCCCCCUCCUCUCCUCUUUCUGUGGUCUUCUUCCUCUUUAGUGAUGUCAGGGUUGUGUUUGUGGCACCUUUUCUCUAGGGGACCUCUCAGCUGAGGUUGGAGGUGUGUUUGGAUUAUGUGCAUAUCAUCCCAAUUGUAUAGCAUCUUUCAUACCAUGGGAACAUAACGUUAUUGUCCUUUUUUCUUUCUUUCUUUUUUUUUUGUUUUUGUUUUGAUGGGUGUGUGCGUGUGUGCUGUCGCAUUGCCGACAUCAAGUUUCUGUUCUCCUCAAUGAGGAUUGUUGCUCAUUUGUGAGCUUUCAAUAAAUCGAAGUAUAAGAAAGUGGUUCAGAAAUAUUUAUGGGUUAAUGUAGGUUACAUCUUUAUAACAACUCAUGUUAACUCUGCUUUUUUCAGAAUGAAUUGUACUAAUUUUCAUUGUUUACCAUGCUGUAGUGCUUCAAGACACUACUUAGAGCAAAAUAAAACUCGGUUUACAUUUAAUUUUGUAUUUUUGCAUUUUCAUUUUUAUCUUUAAAUUCUGUUCAAAUAAACAAAUUGCUUUUAUCCAGAGAGGAAAAAUGUAAUUGCCAACAAUCUAAUUAGGCAAGGAAUGUAUAAAAAUCAAACACCAAUGGCUAGUGGCAGUCCCCUUCUCUAAGUGUUACAUUUGUUGUGAGACUUUUUGAACUGAUUAAAGUUGAAAGAAUUUUAUAAUCA
Sardina pilchardus (European sardine) is the source of this 5216-nucleotide messenger RNA. It is a transcript of the gene xpo1b, whose product is annotated as exportin 1 (CRM1 homolog, yeast) b. Gene Ontology annotation, molecular function: nuclear export signal receptor activity; small GTPase binding. Gene Ontology annotation, cellular component: nucleus; cytoplasm. Gene Ontology annotation, biological process: ribosomal small subunit export from nucleus; protein export from nucleus; ribosomal large subunit export from nucleus. The transcript is spliced from 22 exons. NCBI's taxonomy places the organism in Eukaryota, Metazoa, Chordata, Actinopteri, Clupeiformes, Clupeidae. The record is from RefSeq and is a predicted model, not a curated record. Bases 856 to 3678 code for a protein of 940 amino acids.